AUGAAUCCUUGCGCACCGCCGGAUAUGUCGGGGAUGGACGUCUUGGGUUUGCUAUCAAACCCUAGCUCAAAAGCGUCUCACGCUCACCCUUAUGCCUCUUCGAUCUCCUCCUCCGCCUCCUCCUCUUCCUCAUCCGUCUUCUCUAUCGAUGCUCAGAGUUCCAUCUCUUCCACCGCUACAAACCCCGUCGAUGUGAUUUGGGAAAAUGAUACUGAGGCUCAGUCUGGGAGAACGUCGGGAGGUUCGCGUACCUUUAACAAGGUCCCCGUUCCUUCCACAGAUACCGCCGUGCCGCCCGAGUUGCGCAUGCACCCUCGGCGCACCAACAGUGCCGCGACCAGUGGUCCCGGUGCUCGUCCACCACCUUGCUUGCUCCGCCAGUCCGAGCGAAAAGUGAAUUUUGUCGAUAAUCUUGUCGAUACGGCAUCCCAGAUUGUUGAGAACAUCUGGCCGUUGUCGGCCGCAGCAUCCCGCAGUGAUGCCGCGACCGGAUCAAAGGGGGUUCUCCCCCUGCGGACUUUUAUUCAAGAAACACUUCGUCGUUCGCGAACUAGCUACAGUACUUUGCAGGUGGCAUUAUACUAUCUUAUUAAGAUCAAGCCGCAUGUGCCUGCCCAUGAUUUCACCAAGGAGCAAUCCCGUGACCAGUCAAUGAUGCGGGCCAUGCAGUGUGGUCGUCGUAUGUUUUUAGCAGCGUUGAUCUUGGCUUCGAAAUAUUUGCAAGACCGAAACUACUCCGCCCGGGCUUGGAGCAAGAUCUCCGGUCUGAACACGCUGGAAAUCAAUCAGAAUGAGUUGAUGUUUCUGCAGGCGGUCGGUUGGCGUUUGCAUAUCUCCGAGGCUAUGUUCCAGCGCUGGACUGACCUUGUUCUUAAGCUGACUCCCGGUGCCGGUGGCCCUCCUAUCAGUGAGGGUCAGUGCUGGCGUACCGUCCUCCCCCGGUUAACCCCCGAACUGGAGACGAUCGAACCGGAGCAGCCGAUGACCCCGAUCUCGGCCAUGGACGGCAUGGAUUUGGGUGCUUUGUCGGAAUCCCCGUCCCCGCGCAGCGCGCCCGGUAACGAGUACCUCCGUACGCCCCCACGCGAACAGAUGUCUACUUGCCAAAAUCUUCCCCGGACUUUGGAACCGACACCCCGGAUGGGAUAUGCGACCAGUUUGCCUAUGGCGACCCUUCCGCGUCCUACCAUGCUUCCGACCCCUCAGAUGACCCCCCAGUCACAUAUGGCUCACACUCCUGCUGCGAGUAUGGCCACAUGUGGCUCCCGUCGCCCUUCCAUCGGUGCUGCGAUGUCUCAGGCACAGAACUUGGGUUUGGCGCGCUCGACUCUUGAUCAGCGCCCGCCUCUCUCGUUCUACCCUCGGACUCACUCUUACGAUGGAUACCCGGCUGCGGUUCGUCGGUCCUCUUUGGCUCGGUCCACCUCAUCGGCUUCCUCUCCGGAUUCGAUGGUGUCGGAUGUGUCAACUUUAUCAUCUCGCUCUUCGCGGUCUUCGUCUGUUUCAUCCAAUGCGUCGGGAGCGGGUGUUUGUGUUCCAGCUCGCUUGGCCGUCAAGGCUACUAUGCGGUGUACUAACAACUCCUUGAAGGAGAGCCGCAAGACCCUGGCUAUUGCUUCUCCAAUUGAUGAGAGCUCCCUGGUCGACUUAUAUAAUAGUUCCCCCGAUUCUUAUCAGGGUGCUACGGGCUCUGUUCCCGAUCUAUCCAGUUACUCGUUGGACUCAAGUCUGAACGAAGCUGCUCAAAGUCUUUGCCAAUUAUCUGGCGCUACACCCGAACUACGCCAAUGCCGAAAACGCGGUCGUACCGGAUCCGACGACAUGCUUCUCCAGAAUCAUGUUCGUCAUCUGAUCGACGCGGGUGCAUCAGGUCACUCCUCGGUUCUCCCCGAUGGACACCUGGCCAAUUCAUUUAUGAUUGGGGAUGGGUCUUCCCUCUCCGGCCCGGCUGGCAUGAAACGGGCCUGCUGCGGCAGUGAAGCGCGCAAAGUCGCUUUAAACCCGAGUAUACGCGCGGACUUCCUGAACUGA
This is a messenger RNA of Penicillium verhagenii, 2031 nucleotides long. Its product is annotated as putative G1/S-specific cyclin Pcl5. The record is from RefSeq and is a predicted model, not a curated record. The transcript is spliced from 2 exons. Gene Ontology annotation, biological process: regulation of cyclin-dependent protein serine/threonine kinase activity. NCBI's taxonomy places the organism in Eukaryota, Fungi, Ascomycota, Eurotiomycetes, Eurotiales, Aspergillaceae. Gene Ontology annotation, molecular function: cyclin-dependent protein serine/threonine kinase regulator activity; protein kinase binding. Gene Ontology annotation, cellular component: cyclin-dependent protein kinase holoenzyme complex; nucleus. The coding region runs from base 1 to 2031 and encodes 676 amino acids.